AUGUCUUCGCAAAAUACAAGCAAAGAAACAAGCAAAGCAAUUGGUAUCGAUCUUGGUACGACGUACAGCUGUGUGUGUGCGUACAGGAACGGUGAACUAGAGGUAAUAUCAAACGAGGAGGGAGCAAGGAUCACUCCAUCUAUUGUGGCAUUUGAUGAUGAAGGAAAUAUUGUCAUAGGAACUGCCGCCGAGCACAGGCUUACUUCCAACCCGGACAAGGUUGUGUACGAUGUGAAGAGGCUGAUUGGGCGAGGAUAUGACUCGCCGGUUUUGGAAUCGAGUAUCAAGAAGUGGCCAUUCCGUGUAGUGCGCUGGGACAACGAUAGAAACAGCACAACUGAUAGGCCGGCAAAGAGUGAUGCUGUGGACAACAUUAGAAUAGAAAUAAUGAAGGGUGGCAAGGUUAUGCAUUACGAUCCUAUGGAAAUAUCGGGGUAUGUGCUCGGUUUCUUGAAAAGGGCUGCCGAGGCGGUACUCAAUUCAGGUGUGACCACCGCGGUCAUCACGGUACCUGCGCAUUUCAAUGACAAUCAGAAGGAGAAGACGAAGAUGGCAGCUGAGAUUGCAGGGUUCAAGAAUGUGCGUCUGCUCAACGAGCCUACUGCUGCAGCGCUUUCAUAUGCGUAUGACAAGAUGAGAAGGAAGGAGGCCAAUAAAGAAGAAACCGUGUUAGUAUUUGAUUUAGGUGGUGGUACGUUCGAUGUGAGCAUUCUCAAAUUUGAACCGCCGUCUGAGAGCGGAGCGAUUGCCGAGGUGCUCAACACCGAGGGUGACACGUUCCUUGGAGGUGUUGACUUCGAUAACGUGCUGUUUGAGCACUGCCUGGCAUUGUUCUUGAAGCAGAAUCCAAGCGUUAAGAAGGAGGAGAUCAAGGACAGAGCGAAGAGGAGAUUGAGGAUGGCAUGCGAAAAGGCGAAGAGGAACCUGUCAGCAAUGAAUUCCACAACGAUUGAGAUUGAGUGUCUGCACAGCGAUCUGGGACUUUGCACUUCCAUCACACGUGCACUCUUCAACAGUCUGUGUAUGAAGUAUUUCAGACGGUGCAUGGACCGCGUGAAGGGGUGUCUGCUCGGUCUGGCGAAGGUCAAGCCUGAUUACACUUCUGAGGGCUUCUUGACAGCUGCGUCUGCUGCCAAUACCUCAGCGAUUAAUGAUGCAAUUGCGCAGGUUGAUCGUGUGAUUGUGGUUGGCGGUAGCAGCAGAAUCGUGAAGAUCAGAGAAAUGCUUGCAGAAAUAUUUGGUGAGCACAAACUUGAUUUUAGCGUUCAUCCAGAUGAGGCAAUUGCACGUGGUGCGGCGUACCAGGCUGCACUCAUAUCGGGUGGUACAUCUCUUGAUGUAGAGUGCCCGCUACUUCUGUUGGACACGGUUCCGCUUAACAUCUCGAUUGAGACUCUUGGUGGAGUUGCGACCAACAUUAUCAAGAAGAAUACGGUGAUACCAACUGCCAAGACUGAGGUGUUCAGUACGGCUUCGGAUAAUCAGACAAGCGUGACAAUCAAUAUUUACGAAGGACUUGGCGAGAUGGUCGAGCACAACAACCUUAUUGGCAGUUUCAAUCUGUGUGGUAUCACGCCUGCACGGCGCGGUAUGCCACAGAUUGAAGUAACGUGUGAUGUGGACAACAACGGAAUAUUGGUGGUUACCGCACGUGAAAAGGGCAGUAACAAGAGUGAGAAGCUGACGGUGAGCAAUUCGAAUAGGAAGACCACACCUGAGCAGCUUGAAGAGAUGCACAAGAAGCACAAAGAGUUUGAGGAGGCGGAUCGCAAGAAGAAAGAGAAUGUAAGUGCCAAGAUUGAGUAUGAGGCUAUGUUGUACCAACUGAAUGAGAAGGUGGCAGAGGUGCCUGAUCAGAACGUGAAGAGCAGUCUUGAGACAUCGUUGAAGCAGCAUCAAGAGUGGCUUGAUGCGCAUCCUAAUGCUGACAAGGACGAGUAUGUGACCAAGAAGGAUGAAUUGAUGGGUCUUUUGCAGCAGGUUGCCGGUAGUGCACAAGGUGCUGCUCCUGGUGGUUUUGAUGCCAGCAAUUUUGGUGGUGCGCCACCACAUAGUACGACUGAGCCUAAGGUUGAUGAGGUUGAUUAAAGUACUUUUAGUUAUUAA
Molecule: messenger RNA, 2106 nt
Organism: Vavraia culicis subsp. floridensis
Lineage: Eukaryota; Fungi; Microsporidia; Pleistophoridae
Exons: 1
Coding region: 1-2088 (695 amino acids)
Biological process (GO): protein refolding; cellular response to unfolded protein
Cellular component (GO): cytoplasm
Molecular function (GO): ATP-dependent protein folding chaperone; heat shock protein binding; misfolded protein binding
Source: RefSeq, a predicted model, not a curated record